AUGAGUUAUAAUAGUUGUGAUAAGUGCCAUGUUAAAGGAACAAUGCGUAAGUUAUUGUAUUUAUGGUGUUUUGAUUCACAGUCUGGAAAUAAAUUGUCAGCAAAAGAUGUAUCAAAAAUAUCAGAACACUUACUUCUGCAAAAGUCAUAUAUUCCGUCUGAAUUUACUAGAAAACCAAGAUCUCUUACUGAAGUUAAAAGGUGGAAAGCCACAGAGUUUAGACAAUUUCUAUUUUACACUGGACCUAUUGUACUAAAAUCAGUUUUAUCUUCUAGUUUAUACAAAAAUUUUUUAGCCCUUUCUAUUGCAUGCAUGCUCUUAACAAAUCCAAAAUAUGCUAAACAUACAGACUUGGCCCAAACUCUAAUGAAAUAUUUUGUUCAUUCUUUUAUAGUCCUAUACGGAGAGAAGCAUGUAUCUCAUAACAUUCAUAAUUUGCUACAUAUUUCUAAAGAUGUCAAUUAUAUGGGAGUUUUAGACAAAUUUAGUACUUUUCCAUUUGAGAACAUCCUUCAAAAGCUCAAAAAUCUAGUGAGAAAAGGAGAUAAUCCUUUGGCUCAGGUUGUAAAAAGAAUUAUAGUAAUUAAUUAUCAUAAGCGGGUUAAUAAAGUAAAUAUUGAAAUUGAAAAAAAAUUUACAACAAAACGACAACAUGAUAAAGGACCAUUAGUUCAGAAUGCUACCUUUCCUCAGUUUGAGUCACUUAUUUUUAAUGAAUUUACCCUAAAAAUCAUUGAACCAGAUAAUUGUUGUGCUUUAAAAGAUGGUAUUUUAGUCACUAUUCAAAAUUUUGCCAGUUUGAAUGGAGAUAUUGUUAUUAUUGGCUAUAAUGUUAUCAUGAAAACCUGGACAGUAGUUAGAUUUUUAAAAGAUGGCUCAGUAGAGGCUGUGCCAACAAAUUGGCUAAGCGGCAAUACCUGUUCUUGGCCACAUUAUGAGGCCAAUAAAUUAGGAAAGGCCCUAAAAAAUGGUGUCCCACCUUUACCUACGUGGGAAAAACAUGAAAUAAGUUCAUUUAGAAAUGCGACAUAUGAUGAUUACAGUAUUGCAAGGAGGAAGUGCCAGAAGGCGGAGGAAACAUCGGACCUAAACUCAUCAGAUAAUAGGCCUGGCAGACGCCGUCCUCCUACAAAGUUUGCCACCACUAGUAGCAGCAGCAGUGAGUCAGAGAGUGCUAAGGGGCAUAAAAAUACCCAAAGCAAUCUUCCAAAAAUGCCUGAAUUUGCAUUAAGUAAAGCAUCAGGUGAUUCAGAUUCUUUGCAGGAAGAGGUUGGUGCGAAAGAAUCCAUGGAAGAUGUAGACACAGAAUAUCUAAAACACAUCCUGAGAAAAUUAAAUAUGUUAGAAUUAAUUGUUACUGACUUACGGGCUGAAGUCAGUAAUCUUUCGAAGAUAUCUACAUCAUCACCCCGAGAACUCCAAGAACAGCCAACUCUUUUGAAUAUAUGGGAAAAUUUCUCCCUGCCUUUGGAUUCGGAAGAAGAGUUUGCAAAUUUUGAGGAUUUUUGA
Messenger RNA from Diabrotica balteata, 1509 nucleotides. Lineage: Eukaryota; Metazoa; Arthropoda; Insecta; Coleoptera; Chrysomelidae. The record is from the annotation of a GenBank genome assembly.